This is a messenger RNA of Daphnia pulicaria, 1676 nucleotides long. RefSeq lists its product as uncharacterized. Gene Ontology annotation, molecular function: ubiquitin protein ligase binding. Gene Ontology annotation, biological process: regulation of proteolysis; proteasome-mediated ubiquitin-dependent protein catabolic process. Bases 270 to 1451 code for a protein of 393 amino acids. The transcript is spliced from 2 exons. NCBI's taxonomy places the organism in Eukaryota, Metazoa, Arthropoda, Branchiopoda, Diplostraca, Daphniidae. The record is from RefSeq and is a predicted model, not a curated record. Gene Ontology annotation, cellular component: nucleus; cytoplasm.
UCCGCUUUUAGAUGGCGCUGAUCCAGUGAUCGUUGACCGACAACCUCAUUGGCUCAUUCAGAAUUUCUGAUUCAGUCCUACACAUACACCCACUUAAGCAGUUAUUUGAGUGUGAGUUAUUAGACUGUAAAUACUUUAUUGAACUAUCUCUGAGCUUUAUUUUUGCAUUGAUUCGUGGUCUUGGUGGUUUUGCAUAGUUAAUAUUUACGGCACUUGGCCAUUUUUAACACAAAUAUUCGGAUUCGGCAUCUUUUGACAACACCACUGGGAUGAGCUCUCAGCAAUUCGCCUGGGAACGUUCCUUCAUGUGCAACAUGACCGAGUCCAGCACAUUCAGCAUCACUCACAUGCCUAUCUCGAUGAAGGAAGUGAGGCAUGGUCUGUUUCGCAUUCACUGGAACUUUGAAAACAGAGAUCACCAGGAAGGUGUCUGCAAGGAGGUGAUCCAAUUGUACGGGACUCAGUCAGGACGAGGCUACAUCUUCACUUACCACCUCGAAAUUGUGCUGGACAAAUUGAGAGACAAGCCUUAUCUUUUUACCAUCACUGUCGAGGAAAGCAGCAGCAGCAGCAAAGAAUCCAGUGACUGUGAGACGACCGUAACCAACUCAACCACUCGUCCACAACAGCAUCAGCAACCGUUGACUGAAACAACAUUCUGUCCUGCCAGUUACAUCUCGUUGCCGAAAUCCGGGCUUCCGGUUGCCGUUUGGAUCCACAUCGAGGAAAAUUACAAAGACGAAAUACACUUGUGGAAAACGGAAGAGACUGACAAGUGGAUCAAGAAAUUGCGGUUCAGCCGAUCGCCGGAAGACAUCACUCUGUGGGUGGAUUUCGGAACCAUCACGGCGAGCGAAAAUAAAAUGAUCAGCUCCAUGGGGAAACUGGCCGACAUGUUCAGAAAUCAAACCCUGUGUGACGUCCAGUUCAACUUCAUUGGCGGUCAAUCUGUUGGCGCUCACGUUGCGAUUCUGUCGGCCGGCAGCCCAGUGUUCGCCGCCAUGUUCCAGUCAACUUUCAUGGAGUCCCUCACGCGGCAAGUGAUGAUCACCGACAUUGAAGUCGACAUUUUCAAACAGCUGCUCGUUUACAUGUACACCGGGAGCAUACCCGAAUUGGAAGAAGAGAACGUCACGCUGCUUUUCGUCGCUGCGGACAAAUACGGAAUCGAGACCCUCAAGGAAGUGUGCGCCGACGACUUGCUGGAGCAGCUGGAAACCGAAAACGUCAUCAAAAUGCUGGUCUGGUCUCAUUUCCAUUCGAUUGCCAAGGUGUUUGAAGGUGCCAUGGAGAUUUUAGUGGACAAUUACUGCGAGCUCUGCUUCCAGCCGGAAUGGCUGGAUUUUACAAAGAACUAUCCUGAUUUGUGCGUGAUGGCGACACAGCGCAUCGCCUUGGCCACUCAGCGGAUCGUCAUGUCCUCUCAGCAUCCGAACCCAUGGAUGCAUUGAAACAGGAAAUUUAUCUUCUAGUUCGUUUUGGUCGUCUUAGUCAUUAUUCACUUUCAAUUGCUUUUAGUAGAUUAAAUGUUGCGAAAACUAAAAUUUGUCGUAUUCCAAAUUUUCCAUAUUGGCUAAUUAUUUUUAAAAACAAAUUUCUUGUGAUGAAAAUGUCUUGCUCAAAUAAAAUAAAACAUUAGUUCCCAUUCAAGUGGAACUCGGUGCGAUAUAAUGGAG